Messenger RNA from Cordyceps fumosorosea ARSEF 2679, 1524 nucleotides. RefSeq names its product alpha-L-arabinofuranosidase B domain protein. NCBI's taxonomy places the organism in Eukaryota, Fungi, Ascomycota, Sordariomycetes, Hypocreales, Cordycipitaceae. The transcript has a single exon. Gene Ontology annotation, biological process: pectin catabolic process; arabinan metabolic process; L-arabinose metabolic process. Gene Ontology annotation, molecular function: alpha-L-arabinofuranosidase activity. The record is from RefSeq and is a predicted model, not a curated record. The coding region runs from base 1 to 1524 and encodes 507 amino acids.
AUGCCGUCUCGCAACAGAUCCUCACUCUACGCCUUCGGCCUCGCCACCGCCGCGAGCACCCUCGCCAAUGCCGGACCUUGCGACAUCUACGCCCGGGGCGGCACGCCCUGCGUCGCCGCCCACAGCACCACCCGCGCGCUGCUCGACGCCUACGCCGGCCCGCUGUACUCGGUGCGCCGCAGCACUGACGGCCGUGUGCAGGACAUCUACCCGCGAUCCCCGGGCGGCGUCGCCGAUGGCGAUGCCCAGGAUCGCUUCUGCGCCGGCGCCGUGUGCACCGUCGCCACCGUGCACGACCAGUCCGGUCACGGCAACGACGCCGUCCGCGCCGUCGGCGGCCCCGACUACAUGAAGGGCGAAGACACGGGCGACGCCGACUGGGAGGCCGGCGCGAUGGGCGCCCCCGUCACCCUCGGCAAGGGUCAGCGCGCGUACGGCCUGUUCGUGCCGCCGGGUACGGGCUACCGCGUCGCCGCCGGCAACGGCACCGCGCGCGGCGACGAUCCCGAGGGCAUCUACGCCGUCGUCGACGGCACCCACUACAACGACCGUUGCUGCUUCGACUACGGCAACGCCGAAACCAGCCUGACCGACACCGGCAACGGCCACAUGGAGGCGCUCUUCUUCGGCAACACCGGCGGGCCCCCGGGCUCCGGCCCCUGGAUCAUGGCCGAGAUGGAGAACGGACUCUUCCUCACGCAGCACGUCAACGAGCGGCCGCCGGGGCUCGAGAUGCGCCACCGCUUCGUCACCGCCACGCUGCGCGGCAAGCCGCACCACUGGGCCAUCCGCGGCGGCGACGCCACGGCCAGCAGCGGCAGCCUGCGCACCAUCUACGAGGGCGCGCGGCCGCCGGCCAACAAGGACGGCGCGUACGACCCCAUGUCCAAGGAGGGCGCGGUCGUGCUGGGCAUCGGCGGCGACAACAGCCACACCUCGCAGGGCACCUUUUACGAGGGCGCCAUGACGGCCGGCUACCCGCCCGCCGACGUCGAGGACGAGGUCCAGGCCGACAUCGCGCGCCAGCGCUACACGCCGGCGGGCCGCAACUCGGGCCCGGCGGUGCAGGUCGGCGCGCGCGUGUCGUUCCGCGCCACCACGCCGUGCUGCACCACGCGGUACGUCGCGCGCGACCCGGGCUCCGACGACGUCCGCAUCGACUUCGCGACGGACGAGGGGCAGCGGCGCCGCGCGCGCUGGGUCGUCCGCGAGGGGCUUGGAAGCGCAGACUGCUACUCGUUUGAGAGCGACGAGCGGCCCGGCAGCUUCGUCCGACACAGCGGCAACGGGCUCGUGGUCAAUGCCAAUGAUGGGUCCAAGCUGUUCGCCGAGGACGCCACGUUCUGCAUCCAGGCGGGCGUCAACGGCCAGGGCGCGACGAUUCGCUCCUGGAGCCAAGCUGCGCGGUACUGGCGCCACUACGACACCCGCGUGCACAUCUCGUACCCCGGCGGCAAGUACAGCUUUGACAGCAAGAAGUCGUUUAACGAUGACGCUAGUUUUGUCAUUACCGCCGCAGUCUGA